This is a messenger RNA of Dermacentor andersoni, 1403 nucleotides long. The record is from RefSeq and is a predicted model, not a curated record. NCBI's taxonomy places the organism in Eukaryota, Metazoa, Arthropoda, Arachnida, Ixodida, Ixodidae.
AUGAUCGACACGGUGCUCCUGCGUCAACACACGGGCCAAGCCAGAAGCCGCUUUCGCACGGGUGUCUCGCUGUACAGGCUGACAGAUGAAGAGCUAUACAAUGAUGACUACCACCGGGAUCCCUCGUUCGGCCUCUCGGAGCUUACGGUCUACACGUGGGUGUACUGGACCUUCAUAGGGUCGGUGAGCUUCGGGCUGAUCGUGUCGUCGUUCGUGGUGCUGCCUUCGCUCGAGGUGGUCAGCGAAGCCCGCGAGUUGCAGCUCAUGACGGGCGUCUCGGGCUUCCUCUACCUGUUCGCCCAUUUCGUCUUCGACUUGGCUUUUUACGCAGUCCCGAUGGCGGCUAUUUUCCUAGGAUACUCCGCCAUUUUGGACCUGCCAUCGGAUACACGGGCAUCGCUUCUCGUCAUCGCACUGGCGUUUGCUCCUCUCGGCAUAUUUUUCGCCUACCUUACCACGGAGCACUCUUCUGACGGGAGCACGGCGUACGCCAUCAUGCUCGGCCUAUUCGCAGUAGCAGGCAAGUAACCAAGAAAAAAAAUUCGGCAGACGCCCUUAAGGCUGCUUACGUGUGGGAAUGCGAAAUCAUUAUAGUCCCUUUGGUGAAAUGUUUUCUUUUUUUUUUUUCACGCCUUCCUGUUACGCGCAAGCUCUCGUCUGCUCUCUAACUGCGCCUCGCGAUAGGGCCGAAUCAAAUCGCGUUGGGCGUAUGAACCCGCUCGCUUGCCCGCGAGGAGUUCGUAACUCGAAGGACCGCUCAGCGACGUUGAAUUGGGUAUUAAUGCUUUUUAUUCUAUGCACUUACUUAAUGCACUCAUGACGUGGCGCCACUUCCUCACUAUUGGCUGCGCCACCACGUUCCUAACGACGCACGCAUAGGCCACACGUUCAGAAAGCCAGCUGGUGGCAGCAACUUUAUUAAAAUUCCGCUCAGGUAAGAUCUGGCAGGCCUGGAUCCUAGAAUUGUCCCCCUCACGAGGAGCGACCCUUUCGGCCCAGGCAACGAGGGCAGGUUGCUGCGACGUGACGUGUGCAAUGACGCAGACACUACGCACAAUUUUCGUCAUCCAGAACCGUGGAGCCGCCGUGGCGCCGGGGGAGCGCGCUCGUCUCGCACCGCGAAGGCCCGGGCUCGAUUCCCACCCAGACCGAAAUUUACUAAAUUCUGUUUUCAAAGCCAUUCGUGUGCUUCAUUUACAGGAACAUCCCUAGGAAAUUGGACGUCAUUGCGAGCGUUUUUUGACGCGUCGUUACGGUUUGUGGGCUGGACAUUUUAGGUACUAUCGUUCGGUCACGCCGCCGACUACAGCGACAGAUGUUCGGGUAAUGCGGCAUAUAAUGAUUUCGCAUUAAAUUACGAAAAAUGCCUCGCAGUUUCAUUUUUCUAAUUUGGGUGUAACGCA